Alternaria burnsii is the source of this 1311-nucleotide messenger RNA. RefSeq lists its product as uncharacterized. The record is from RefSeq and is a predicted model, not a curated record. The transcript is spliced from 5 exons. The coding region runs from base 1 to 1311 and encodes 436 amino acids. Lineage: Eukaryota; Fungi; Ascomycota; Dothideomycetes; Pleosporales; Pleosporaceae.
AUGAUGCACAGUGCGACUGAUCUGGCGCAAUCUACCGAGCAGCAACUACGAAUUACCAUCGCUUUUCUAGCCUUGGCUUGGUUCUUCAUCCUACUCAGGAUAUGGACUCGCACCUAUGUCAUCUCAAACUUCGGCUGGGACGAUAGCAUUAUGAUCCUUGCUGGCAUGACAUUCACCGUAUACUGUGGAUCGACUUUGUACAUUGCGUGCAAUGGUGGAGGCACCCAUGUCACGAGCGUGGACCGGUUGCAGGUCUUAACAAAGUGGGUUGUUGCUAGUGAGGCUUGCUACAUCAUCACCAUCAUGAUAGUCAAGAUAUCUCUUGCCAUCUUCUUCAUCCGCAUCAUCGUCAAGCGCUGCCACCUUAUCUCUGUCUACGUUACAGUCGGUGUCAACAUCAUCUCAUCCGCAUCUGCCUUCUUCUAUUGCUUUUUUAGAUGUGGACCCAGUCUAGACCAGUACGUAAUGAACCAGCUUAUGAAUAACUGUGCGUCGCGGGAGCUUGACUUGUUCAUGGCCUAUCAGCAAGCCGCUUUCAGUACUUUCACCGACUUUGUCUUUCUAUUGCUGCCCAUCCCCAUUCUCUGGCCUGCCAACAUGGACAAGAGAUCCAAGAUCUCUGUCGGUUUUGUUCUCUGCCUAGCAGCUCUCGGCUGCAUCUGUUCUGGAAUACGCUUCCGCUAUAUAGAAGGCCUGAUUCAGACCGACGACUUUUUUUGGAGCGUCGUCAACAUCUCCAUCUGGAGCACUAUCGAAGCAGGUGCGUGUAUAAUCGCCGGUUGUCUCGCCACACUUCGUCCACUCAUGAAAGGCGCGCUACGUCAAGCACGCGAAUCGAGCGCUGUGUCCAGUUGUGCACAUCACAUAUCAAGAAGUUUGCGAUCGGCCCACCGAUCGAACAACGAGCAUUCAAAAGCACAUUCUGUAUCACGAUUGUCGCGACGAGAUGUUGCGCUUUCCGAGAUCGACCAGAGCUAUUUCAGUAACGAGCGCAAAGCCUCAUUACCUUAUUUGGUUACCAAGCCUUCGUACACCGAGUCCGUCUCACGACCGGACAGUGCAAUCACCCCAUUCGCAUCCGAAAUGGGAAUCAGAGGCCGGAUGAGCACCGACCCUAUCCUGAGCCGCACCGAGUCCGACGCUACCGACAUGCCUCUAUGGGAGAAGGAGAAGGAGCAGAGGUUGCGACAACCGGCGCGUGUCAGCUGGACACUGCAUCGGAGAUACACAAGUGAAGAGAGCGUACCUGGAAGGCCAAAAUCAACACCUGUUUUUCCCGUUCGAUUCAAAGAAGCGGACGAUGUUGUAUGA